UCACGUGAACGUCACCGUCAGUGUCACAAAGACGUGUACUAUGUUCAACUGUGCUGGUUAACCUCUUAAGUGGAAUAAAAUAGUGAAAUACUUAAAAUAUCCUGUGUUUAUUAUUUGUAGUAUAAUUAUUAUAACUUGGACAAUAUGCCUACGAUAUCCGUUAAACGUGAUUCGCUAUUCGCGGCACUGGGAAAGACUUACACUGACGAUGAGUUCCAAGACCUGUGUUUUGAGUUUGGAUUAGAACUUGACGAAGUCACAACUGAGAAGCAGAUGUUAAUGAAAGAGCAAGGUGACCAGGCAGGGGCCGGUGUGUCAGAAGAAAUCCUCUAUCGUAUAGACAUCCCUGCCAACAGAUAUGAUCUUCUGUGUCUCGAGGGACUGGUCAAUGGUUUACUGGUGUUCCAAAAAAAAAAAGAACCACCUCAAUAUCACGUAACGAAGUACGAGGAUUGCCACUCAUUGCACCUGACGCCGAGCACCGCUCAGAUCCGGCCUUACGCCGUCGCCGCCGUGCUCAAGGACAUUCACUUCACCAAGGAGUCCUAUGAUAGCUUCAUUGACUUGCAGGACAAAUUGCACCAGAACAUCUGCCGCAAGCGGACACUGGUGGCCAUCGGCACUCAUGACCUGGACACAAUACAGGGGCCCUUCGUGUACGACGCGCUGCCUCCUGCUGACAUCAAGUUCAGGGCUCUCAACCAACAGAAGGAGAUGACAGCGACUGAGCUUAUGGAGUUGUAUUCCAGCCACGCGCAGCUGAAGCAGUACCUGGGCAUCAUCCGCGACAGCCCCGUGUACCCGGUCAUCAAGGACAAGCACGGCGUGGUGCUGUCCAUGCCGCCCAUCAUCAACGGCGACCACUCCAAGAUUACGCUCAAUACGAAGAAUGUCUUCAUCGAGUGCACUGCCACGGACUUGACCAAGGCUAAAGUGGUCCUCGACACCAUAGUGUGUAUGUUCGCCCCGUACUGCAAGAACGAGGUGCAGCAGUGCAAGGUGUACGCACCCGACGGGACCUACGAGCUCUACCCGAAGAUGGAGACCAGAGAAGAAACCAUUAGCGUAGAUAAGGCUAAUAACUACAUUGGUAUCAGUGAAAGUGGCGACAAGCUAGCGGCACUUCUAUCGUGCAUGUGCUUGAAAACGAAGCACGAGCCCGAGCGAGGGCUUCUGCGCGUCAGCGUGCCUCCCUCCCGCCACGAUGUUAUCCACGCGUGUGACUUGUACGAGGACAUCGCCAUCGCCUACGGGUACAACAACAUCCCGAGACGGGCGCUGAACGUGAGCACGGCGGGCGGCCAGAGCGGCCUCAACAAGCUGGCCGAGCAGCUGCGCCAGGAGUGCGCGCACGCCGGCUACACCGAGGCGCUCACCUUCACCCUGUGUUCCCGCGAAGACAUCUCUACGAAACUCGGCAUCCCCAUCGAACAGGUUCCAGCCGUCCACAUCUCCAACCCCAAAACCCUGGAGUUCCAGGUAGUCCGCACCCAACUCCUGCCCGGUCUGCUGAAGACCCUCGCCGCCAACAAGAAAAUGCCUCUCCCGCUCAAGCUGUUCGAGAUCAGCGACGUUGUGUUACAAGAUGCGGAUGCUGAAACGGGUGCCCGUAACGAACGAAGACUGUGCGCGGUGCACUGCGGCAAGAGCGCUGGCUUCCAGUUCGUGCACGGCCUGCUGGACCGCGCCAUGCUGCUGCUGCGCGUGCCGCACGGCCGGGGCUACUGGCUGCGGCCCACGGAAGACCCCGCGUACUUCCCCGGGCGCUGCGCCGAAGUAGUGCUGCACUCCGCUGUGGUCGGCCGCGUCGGCGUGCUGCACCCCGCCGUGCUGGCCGCCUUCGACCUCUCCAACCCCUGCUCGGCAAUAGAAAUUAAUCUCGAGCCUUUCCUCUAAGGUGCCUUCCAUGGCUGGCAACCGAGUUCCCGGCGAUCCGAAGUCGCCCUGAACUUUGUAGAAAUUAAUACCAUUAGGUUGCCAACCAACUACCAUCUACUGCCGGAAAGUUACAAGUACUUGUAGUGGGGGCUUGUGUGCAAAGUGCGCUUGAGUGGGGCGUGUGACGUGGCCAUGUUAAAAAAACUGCAAAGGCCUCCUGCACACCCGGUGCGUGUGCGUAGACGUAUUCUAAUGUACAGAUACUUAUGAGAGACGGCACAGCGCUUGCGUGACGUGUGCGUGCACGGCUCAAAACAUUUUUGCGCACGCGCACGUGCACGUCUACGCUCACACAGUGGGUGUACUCUGGCCUUAAAUAAACGUAUGCUGUAUCAGUGUACCUACGCUACUCAAAUUCCUUAGACGCUCGACGCUACGCUGCCCCGCUGAACGCUCGUGACUGAGUCCGAACACUAAUUGAACGAAGCUAUUUGCGGGCUCUGAGAGGCUCCACGAAAUUCGCGUUAUGUCAGCAGGGAUGAUUUUAUAUUUCGAAAUACGGAUAUCGCGGCAGGGCCGUCAGUCUAACUGGAGUGCAAGCAGUGGCAUAGUUAACUUAUAACAAUCACUCACUUUAACCUUAUUGGUUUUUGUUAACCCUGCUUGCGUUUGGUAUGGCUGGACCUGCCUGGGUUUGAAUCCCGGUAACUCCGCUAAUAGCAUUUAUUAGUGCGAUGGAUUUGUUCCAUGAUGAUGGAUUUUGUCUAUAAAUAUCUGUCUACGUAGUCUUGCCAUAAAUUCUGUCCUACAUGAAAUGACAAUUAUUUUGAAAAUAAAAGAAGGCUUAUAAAUAAAUCAGGGUUAUUUUUAUUAAUUAUAUUAUACAGAUUCUAUAAAAUAAAAUGUAUUCAAAAUGUCCACCUUUUACUUUAACAUACUUCUUUAAACGGUCCGGCCACUCGUCUAUGACGGCACGGACGGUAGGUAUCGAUGGGUAUUGAUUGAAGCCUUCAGAAGCUUCUUGGGAACUGUGAGCAUAUAUUUUAUCAUUUUGGCGGUUGAAUUUCUGCUCCACGGUAAAGAUUUUUUCAUAUAUGAACAGAAUAUUACGAUAUCCGCCCUUUGCAUGCCGCUGCCACAGCACUAACUCUCGUCGCUCUUAUUUUCCUUAGGGCCGCUGUUAAUCGCUGUCCUGUGCUCCAACGAUAAGCCCCAAGAUUAAGGUCUUGUUUUAUGAUACGCGACAUAGUUCUAGGGGGAAUUUUUAUUUCCCUAGCCAUGAUUUUCUGCUUGCGUAGCGGAUUUCUCCGAAUUCGCUCAGCUACCGCUUCAAUCACUGCCGGUGUCCUUGUUUGACGUGGUCGACCGCUCCUGGGUCGGUCGUCGACUAAACCCAUGUCGUUGUAUCGCUUGAUAGUACAAUAGUUAAAUUUCUUCGUUAUAUUCAAAGAUUUCAGCAGUUUGGAAAUGUCAUUCACUUGGUUGUUGCACUUGUAUAACGCUAUCACUGCGACACGAUUCUCUUUGAUGCCCCACUCCAUCUUCAGGGAAACGAUACCUGGAUCUAAAUGUACUUUUUCUGGCAGCCAAAUGUCUAUUUAAGCAUAACCAAGAAACAGAAGUAGGUACAUCAAACAUUCCAUUAUUGAAUUUAAAAUGAUGAAAAAGUAGGGACAAUUUAUGGCAAGACUAUAUACGUAAUUAUCACCAGUAAAUGUUAUUUUAGGCGAAGUGCAAUAAUAAUUUAUUUGUGUCAGGAGUUCAGGAGUCGGGACUAGCAUUCUAGCGAUGCUAUUAGGGUCACUAGCAUCGUCUAAAUAAGUUGUAACUGAUAUUUAUAACUGUUAUCAUUAAAUCAUUAUUUAUAA
Messenger RNA from Cydia pomonella (codling moth), 3746 nucleotides. It is a transcript of the gene beta-PheRS, whose product is annotated as phenylalanine--tRNA ligase beta subunit. Gene Ontology annotation, molecular function: phenylalanine-tRNA ligase activity; RNA binding; ATP binding. Gene Ontology annotation, biological process: phenylalanyl-tRNA aminoacylation. Bases 145 to 1896 code for a protein of 583 amino acids. The record is from RefSeq and is a predicted model, not a curated record. Lineage: Eukaryota; Metazoa; Arthropoda; Insecta; Lepidoptera; Tortricidae. The transcript is spliced from 12 exons. Gene Ontology annotation, cellular component: phenylalanine-tRNA ligase complex; cytoplasm.